Drosophila nasuta is the source of this 463-nucleotide messenger RNA. RefSeq lists its product as uncharacterized. NCBI's taxonomy places the organism in Eukaryota, Metazoa, Arthropoda, Insecta, Diptera, Drosophilidae. The record is from RefSeq and is a predicted model, not a curated record. The coding region runs from base 135 to 323 and encodes 62 amino acids. The transcript is spliced from 2 exons.
GGGCUUAAACUCCAAAAAUGUAUUUAUAAAUUAGCUUCCUUUAUUGUUUUGUAGUUCUCAUACUUUUAUCAAAAUUCUCCGUGCGUAAACACUACCUAGUGAAAUAGGUAUAGAAUACAUUUCGAGGUCUAAAAAUGGCUGACAAAAGUGUAAAAUCUCGCCCAAAUCCUGGCAUACAGUUCAGCUCAGCAGCUGGCUCAGCGGAGACAACGCGCAAAAUGUUGCUCUUCAAGCAGCUGCUGAAGCAGGUGUUGAGCCGAGAUCGUGUGAGACCUCGAAGAAAUGCAACAGUACGAUAUCGGAGCAAGCAACAACAACUGUAAACAGAGCAGCCAUUGUGAUUAAGUAAAUUGUUACAACUGGUAUUUGGAGUGCAAACAUCACUUGGUAGUUUAUUUACGACAAUACAACAAAUUUGGUUCUACUUUUUAUUUUUAAUAAAUGUGUCUGUAAAAUAUUUCAA